Molecule: messenger RNA, 1882 nt
Organism: Oncorhynchus masou masou (cherry salmon)
Lineage: Eukaryota; Metazoa; Chordata; Actinopteri; Salmoniformes; Salmonidae
Product: LIM domain only protein 3-like
Exons: 4
Biological process (GO): positive regulation of transcription by RNA polymerase II
Cellular component (GO): nucleus
Molecular function (GO): transcription coactivator activity; DNA-binding transcription factor binding
Source: RefSeq, a predicted model, not a curated record
GAAGUUAGCCGUUUGUUCUGCGUAACUGGGCUUUUAGAAAGGUAUACAAAUGCUCUCCGUCAGCCGGACACCAAGCCAAAGGGCUGUGCCGGCUGCAACCGGAAGAUUAAGGACCGAUAUCUGCUCAAGGCCCUGGAUAAAUACUGGCACGAGGACUGUCUCAAGUGUGCCUGCUGUGACUGCAGGCUGGGAGAGGUGGGCUCCACGCUCUAUACCAAAGCCAACCUCAUCCUCUGUCGGAGAGAUUACCUACGGUUGUUUGGGGUAACAGGGAACUGUGCGGCCUGCAGUAAGCUGAUCCCAGCCUUUGAGAUGGUGAUGAGAGCUAAAGAGAAUGUCUAUCACCUGGACUGCUUCGCCUGUCAGCUCUGCAAUCAGAGGUUUUGUGUGGGAGACAAGUUCUUCCUGAAGAACAAUAUGAUCCUGUGUCAGACGGACUACGAGGAGGGGCUGAUGAAGGAGGGAUACGCCCCGCAGGUUCGCUGACUACAGAUGAAGAGCAGAGAGAGAGAGGGGUGGGGGGGGUGAUUGAGGAGAGCAGAGAGAGACUGAAGGAAGCAGGAGGAGAGCCAUCCAAUCAGACUGAAGGGAGGAGGAGGAGAGACAUCCAAUCAGAUUGAAGGGAGGAGGAGGAGAGACAUCCAAUCGGACUGAAGGGAGGAGGAGAGACAUCCAAUCGGACUGAAGGGAGGAGGAGGAGAGACAUCCAAUCAGACUGAAGGGAGGAGGAGGAGAGACAUCCAAUCAGACUGAAGGGAGGAGGAGGAGAGUCAUCCAAUCAGACUGAAGGGAGGAGGAGGAGAGUCAUCCAAUCAGACUGAAGGGAGGAGGAGGAGAGACAUCCAAUCAGACUGAAGGGAGGAGGAGGAGAGACAUCCAAUCAGACUGAAGGGAGGAGGAGGAGAGACAUCCAAUCGGACUGAAGGGAGGAGGAGGAGAGACAUCCAAUCGGACUGAAGGGAGGAGGAGGAGAGACAUCCAAUCGGACUGAAGGGAGGAGGAGGAGAGACAUCCAAUCAGACUGAAGGGAGGAGGAGGAGAGACAUCCAAUCAGACUGAAGGGAGGAGGAGGAGAGUCAUCCAAUCAGACUGAAGGGAGGAGGAGGAGAGACAUCCAAUCAGACUGAAGGGAGGAGGAGGAGAGACAUCCAAUCAGACUGAAGGGAGGAGGAGGAGAGACAUCCAAUCAGACUGAAAGGAGGAGGAGAGCCAUCCAAUCAGACUGAAGGGAGGAAGGAGGAGAGACAUCCAAUCAGACUGAAGGAAGGAAGGAAGGAAGGAAGGAAGGAAGGAAGGAAGGAAGGAAGGAAGGAAGGAAGGAAGGAAGGAAGGAAGGAAGGAAGGAAGGAGGAGAGCCAUCCAAUCAGAUUGAAGGAAGGAAGGUGGAAAGCCAUCCAAUCAGACACCAAAAGCACUACUACAACUCUCUCUCUCUCUCUCUCUCUCUCUCUCUUCCUCUCCAAUGUCAGAGUCCUAUCGUGUAUAUAACCAACCAACAACCAACGUUCAACCUGGAAGGGACCGUUUCUCAGCUGUACAGAAUAGCCAUAGAGACUGGCUGUUAGAGACUGGCCAUAGAGACUAAGGGUUGUCAGGGGAGGAGGGGGGAGGGGAGCCCCUUACAAGGUCACAAUGGACGACAUGUACAAAAGUUGACUUUGUUUGUGUUCUGAAGGAUGAUGCCUCUUCCCCACAACCAAACACUGGCUUUACAAUGAUACCCCAAUCCACCUUCGCCCCCUGCCCCCUCCCAGGAAAAAGAGACACAAAUACUUACACCCCUCCUCCCCAAUGUCCACCCGUCCCCCCCUCCCCAAUGUCCACCCCCCCCCCUCCCCAAUGUCCACCCCCUCCCCAAUGUCCAGUCCCCCCCUCCCCAAUG